AGACGCCAUUUGAAAUUGAAUGCCUCUCCGUCGUUGCCAAGGCAUUUUUCAAUUUUCGUAGAGCGGCGGAGGGCAAAUCGCCGAUUCCAAACGAGAAGCGAUCAUGGCGGCCUCUCCGGCUCCUCCGACCACCGUCCGCCGCAACCCUCCCCGCCGCGCCAGGCCGCCCCCCACCCCUCUCCGCUCCGCCAAACCUAAACCCACCGUCUCCACCCUGCUCGACGAAGCCGCAGCAGCACCCGCUGCCGCCGACGCUCCCAGCAUUUCCCCUCCUCCCCCCACUCCAACUCCCGCCAGCGCCGCCGCGUUAUCCUCCUCGUCCUCGUCGCAGGACGAGCGGCUCAAGGUGUACCUCCGCAUCCGCCCGCUUCCAGGCCCCGAGCGACAGCGCUGCAAGCCUAGCAGCCGCCUCCCCAACCCCAACCCCAAGGCCAAGGAACAGGCCAGGAAGCCCAGCAAGCAGCAGGACGGAGCCGGCGCCGGCGCCGGGGUCUGCCUCGUCGCCACCGGCGCCAACUCCGUCGCGCUCACCGUCCCGCAGUCCAAGCUCGUCGACCUCAAGCGCGGCCGCACCGAGGUCUUCGACGGCUUCUCCGCCGUCUUACCACCCGAAUCCUCGCAGCAUGAUAUCUUCACUGAAGUGAUGAAUCCGCUUGUGGAUGAGUUCUUGGGAGGAAAGAGUGGCCUUCUUGUUGCAAUGGGUCCGACAGGGUCUGGAAAAACGCAUACCGUCUUUGGAACUCCAAGAAAUCCUGGUAUAGUACCACUCACGCUACAGAAAAUCUUCAACAUAACAGAUGAAAGCGACGGUGGCAAUCAACCAACAAGAUUUUUUUCCUUGUCAAUGUUUGAGAUACUUUGUGAAGGCAAAGGAGAACGGAUUCUCGACCUACUGUCUGAUGCAGCAGAUCUUGUCCUCCAGCAGUCAACAUCAACAACAAUUAAAGGGCUUAAAGAGGUUGCCAUUUCAAAUUCAAUGGAUGCCGAGAGCUUGGUUUCACAUGGUAUGCUUAAGCGUAGCACAGCUGCAACAAAUGCUAACAGCGAGUCAAGCCGAUCACAGUGCAUUAUCACUAUACGUGCCAUUCCUAAAAACAAUGACCUACAGAGUGAGCACCAGAUCAGUGGAUCUGUACUGACCAUAGCAGACCUUGCCGGCGCGGAGCGAAAAAAAUGUACUGGAAAUAAGGGUUCAAGGCUGUUAGAGAGUAACUUCAUCAACAACACAUCCAUGGUUUUCGGUCUCUGUUUGAGGGCUUUGUUAGAUCAUCAGAAAAAACAGAAGAAAACCUUGGAAAAACAUUUCAAGAACUCAUUGUUGACAAGGUACUUGAGAGACUACCUGGAAGGAAGGAAAAGAAUGACUCUGAUUUUGAAUGUGAAACCGGGAGAUGGUGAUUAUUCGGAUACAUCAUUUUUACUCAGACAGGCAUCUCCUUACAUGAAAAUAAGGUACACCAGCCUUGAUGAUUCUUCUGAUUUGGUUACCCAAAAAAGAAGUAAUGCUUCCCUGAUUUGCCAAGAGAAUAGGAAAAAGAGGAAGGUUCAUAAGCCUGAAGUCCUUACGGCCAAAGGAAAGGACACUAUUGAUAAGCCUGAUGAUAUUGAAGUUUCUGAAAGAGAUGCGUUUCUCAAUUUAGAGUUGCAAAGAGUGUCCAGAAGUGAGCAAAUAAUGAAGAACCUUUUCAGGACUUUAUGGGCUGUUUCAAAGCAAAAGCUUUUGGAAUCUGAGAGCGCUGCUAAAAGGACGAGAGAAUUGCUCAUAGAUAAGGACAUCCAAAUUAUAGAGCUGAAAAAGGAGUUAAACGACCUCAAGUCUCGUUCACACGAGAAGUUUCCAAUUGCUGCAGAUACCCCUGUUGAGCGAAGUGAUGCUGUAACCGUUAGUCAAGCUGCUCUAAGCUCGGUUUCUCAAUCUGAUCAAACUGAGCGGGGAUCUAGUGACGCUGCAUUAGAUGCUGUCCAUAUAGUUGCACAAGUGGUUGACAAGGAACCGGGCAGUUCUGGGAGUUGCUCUGAGCAAAUACCUGCACAUGACGCUGGUGUAGCACAUGCAACCAGUCACUUGGACCACCCAUCUGAUCGAAGCUUUGCAGAACUUCAUAUUCUUCCAUGUAUGAAGAGUGAACAGGCCAGCCUGUCCCAGUUUUCUGUUUGUGGCAAGAAAGCUCCUGUGGAACAAAGUGAAGAAGCGUUAAGCAACAAUAUAAAAGUGGAGGAUAUUCAACACAAUGCUGAUAUAGAAGCAAUGAAGCAUCAUGAUUGUCCAAGUUUCUCUCAGCAAGCGAUCUCUGCGGUGGUUGACGUUAGCUCCAAUCAGCCUUUCUUAGAGUUGCAAGGGAUGGGUGCUGUUCAGCAGAAUCCUGAAGAACCGGUGUGCGAGUCCGACUUGAAUGAUCAUGGAGACUCAGGAGACAUGCUUCCACAUGUGCUGAAUGAAAGGGAAUCCCAGAUGGAGGCUUCAGUAGUUCUAAGUAAGGAUGACCGUGAGGCUGAGGGGGUUAGAGAUAAAAAGGAGGACCUUUGUGCUUCUAGGCCAUGCAAGACAAAGAAAACUACAAGCAGGAGAUUGCGGCCAGUAGCAGGUAUGAUGCUGAAAGAAUUCAGUGGCACUGAAUUGGAUGCUGCUGCGGAUACCAAGAAGCAAGGAGGAGGAGGGGAGGCAGGUGCUGGGAGAUCGGACAAGCUUAUUCGGCUACUGAAAUCCCGUCCAGAAAGCAUAAUGAAUCGCCGUAGCUGAUGAAUAGAGUAUUGGUAGAUAUAGUUGGCCUCUCUCCAGUUUCUUUUCCUUUUGGUUAGAGGAUGCCACGACAGUGAUUUUGUCUUUUGGUGUUUCUGCUUGUCCCACCGCUGGUUUUGUAUCACGAAAGAAAUCCAACUUACCUCCUUAGUCAUGUGGAAGUGCCAAUAUAUAGUAGAGAACACGAACUUCAAAUGUGUUCGCCAGGAAUAAUAUGGUGACGUUAGACUUAUCUUAGCAACGACAUAUAUUGCUGACAUGAAAGACAGAGCAUAAAAAUGAGCCUCCUUUUACUAA
Molecule: messenger RNA, 3037 nt
Organism: Brachypodium distachyon (stiff brome)
Lineage: Eukaryota; Viridiplantae; Streptophyta; Magnoliopsida; Poales; Poaceae
Product: kinesin-like protein KIN-6
Exons: 20
Coding region: 104-2740 (878 amino acids)
Biological process (GO): microtubule-based movement
Cellular component (GO): kinesin complex; microtubule
Molecular function (GO): ATP binding; microtubule binding; ATP hydrolysis activity
Source: RefSeq, a predicted model, not a curated record